Drosophila eugracilis is the source of this 1650-nucleotide messenger RNA. It is a transcript of the gene Cyp12d1-p, whose product is annotated as probable cytochrome P450 12d1 proximal, mitochondrial. The record is from RefSeq and is a predicted model, not a curated record. NCBI's taxonomy places the organism in Eukaryota, Metazoa, Arthropoda, Insecta, Diptera, Drosophilidae. The transcript has 4 exons. The coding region runs from base 5 to 1558 and encodes 517 amino acids. Gene Ontology annotation, molecular function: monooxygenase activity; oxidoreductase activity, acting on paired donors, with incorporation or reduction of molecular oxygen; iron ion binding.
GAGAAUGAAUACAUUGUACAGCGUGCGAUCUGUGGCGAUUACCAUAGGCCCUGUGCGAUCUCUGAGAUCAGCCUCUGCCUUGGCACAAUCCCAGAUAGCUGAUGAAAUCAAGCCGCUCAAUGAGAUUCCACGGCCCAAUAAGUUCAAAUUCAUGAGGGCUUUCAUGCCUGGUGGGGAGUUCCAAGAUGCCUCAAUCACGGAGUAUACUUCUACCAUGAGAAAACGAUAUGGUGAUAUAUAUAUCAUGCCUGGUAUGUUUGGCCGUAAGGAUUGGGUCACCACUUUUAGUACCAAGGAUAUAGAGAUGGUCUUCCGUAAUGAGGGUAUUUGGCCGCAUCGCGAUGGUCUGGAUUCAAUCGUAUACUUUCGAACACACGUUAGACCAGAUGUUUAUGGUGAAGUUCAGGGUUUGGUAGCUAGCCAAUCAGAAACCUGGGGAAAACUGCGUUCAGCCAUUAAUCCCAUCUUCAUGCAACCUCGGGGCUUAAGAAUGUAUUAUGAACCUCUGUCUAAUAUCAAUAAUGAGUUUAUAGAACGCAUUAAGGAGAUUCGUGAUCCCAAAACUCUAGAAGUUCCCGAGAAUUUUACAGAUGAAAUUAACCGACUGAUUUUUGAGUCUCUCGCCCUUGUGGCUUUCGACCGUCAAAUGGGCUUGAUCAGGAAAAAUCGCGAUAAUCCAGAUGCAUUGACCCUUUUCCAGACCACAAGAGAUAUUUUCCGCUUGACAUUCAAGCUGGACUUUCAGCCAUCCAUGUGGAAAAUAAUAUCCACACCUACAUACAGGAAAAUGGAGAGAACCCUAAACGCCAGCUUGGAUGUGGCUCAGAAGAUAUUGAAGGAAAAUCAGGAGGCGUUGGAAAAGCGUCGAGCAGCUGGUGAAAAGAUCAACAGUAACAGUAUGUUGGAGAGAUUGAUGGAAAUUGAUCCGAAAGUGGCGGUGAUUAUGAGUUUGGACAUUCUAUUUGCCGGUGUGGAUGCCUCUGCCACACUUCUUUCGGCUGUUUUACUCUGCCUGUCCAAACAUCCAGAGAAGCAAGUGAUGUUGCGAGAGGAGCUAUUGAGGAUAAUGCCCACAAAGGAUAGUCUGCUUAAUGAGGAGACCAUGAAGGAUAUGCCUUACUUAAGGGCUGUGAUUAAGGAAACUCUGCGAUAUUAUCCCAAUGGUUUGGGUACCAUGAGAACUUGCCAAAGCGAUGUUAUACUUUCGGGUUAUAGGGUACCCAAGGGAACGACUGUCCUGUUGGGUUCUAAUGUCCUCAUGAAGGACAGUAUCUUCUAUCCGCGACCUGAUGAGUUUAUACCAGAGCGUUGGCUAAGGGAUCCGGAGACGGGAAAGAAGAUGCAGGUCAGUCCCUUUACCUUCCUACCCUUCGGCUUUGGACCCCGCAUGUGCAUUGGCAAGAGGGUGGUGGAUCUGGAAAUGGAGACCACGGUGGCCAAGUUGAUUCGCAAUUUCCAUGUGGAGUUCAAUAGGGAUGCCAGCAGACCCUUUAAGACCAUGUUUGUCAUGGAGCCAGCCAUUGACUUCCCCUUUAAGUUUACCGAUGUUGAAAACUAAAUUUUGCUUUUUUGCUUGUACAAAGUUCCUUAUAGUUCUGUAUUUUGUUUAUAAUAAAUGAUGGGUUGAUAGACCACCUGCAGAUAAGAUAA